Molecule: messenger RNA, 14799 nt
Organism: Caenorhabditis angaria
Lineage: Eukaryota; Metazoa; Nematoda; Chromadorea; Rhabditida; Rhabditidae
Source: the annotation of a GenBank genome assembly
AUGGUACAUGGAGCAAGAUGUAUUUGUCAAAUCUGUACUUGCGGGUGAGAUUUUUAUUCAUAAUUUUCUGAAUUUAUUCCAAAAAAAUUUUAACAUUUCAGAAGACACAAAUGCCCGCAUGAUCGAAAUGCGAGCAGUAUCCAAUUUGACGACGGUAAUACCUCAAAUCGGUUUGAUAGUAGUUCCAAUUUCAAAAAAGUGAGUUCAUCCUCCCUCUUUUUUUCCACUUUUCAAUGAAAACUCUUGAAAAUUUCAGCAAACUAGUAUUGUGAGUAGAUCAAAAUCGAGUAUUGAACGGGUUGUUCCAAUUAGACAUCAAAGCAGAAUUUCGGAGAUUUUUCAAAGUUCAGUAUCAUCUGAUGAUUUUUCUGUUGCACAUUCAUCUUCAAGAGAAUUGAAAAAUUCAAAAAAUGAUAUCAAGGUAUGAAAAAUAUCCACAUAAAAAAAACAUUUUUUGAAUAUUUCAGUUACCACGACUUGAUAUUGGAAGAAAUGAAACCUCCACACGUUCUGUGAACACUGAACAAUCGAAAUUGCAAUCAAUUCAUGUUAAAACUAAUGUUAGCCCUAAAACUGCCAACGUCGACAAAAAUAAUCAGUCACCUAGAAAUCAAUCAUCAAUUGGAACAUUAUUUACGACCACAAACGCAAUGUUUCCAGAAAGAGAAAAACUUACGAGAAACAUUUCUCGACCAAAUAGUUCAUCUGAUAGUCAAUCUUCAUCGGCAAGAUCAGCGUCGAACUCUGCAAGGAAAACAACAGAACACAAACAUUUUCAGAAUACAAGAAGGUCUGAAAAUUUGCAGAAAACAACAACUUCCGCAACGAAAUAUAUUUCGAAUAUGAGAACACAAAAUCAAGAAGACUUCACAAAUCUUCGUGGAGAUCGUUAUGAGAGAAGAAUUCCUACGGAUAACAAGAUUUUGCCAGCUGAUGGAACUGCAUUCGAUGCGAAAACACAAAAUCAAGAAGACUUCACAAAUCUUCGUGGAGAUCGUUAUGAAAGAAGAAUUCCUACUGAUAACAAGAUUUUGCCAGCUGAUGGAACUGCAUUCGAUGCGAAAACACAAAAUCAAGAAGACUUCACAAAUCUUCGUGGAGAUCGUUAUGAGCGAAGAAUUCCAACGGAUAACAAGAUUUUGCCAGCUGAUGGAACUGCAUUCGAUGCGAAAACACAAAAUCAAGAAGACUUCACAAAUCUUCGUGGAGAUCGUUAUGAGCGAAGAAUUCCAACGGAUAACAAGAUUUUGCCAGCUGAUGGAACUGCAUUCGAUGCGAAAACACAAAAUCAAGAAGACUUCACAAAUCUUCGUGGAGAUCGUUAUGAGCGAAGAAUUCCAACGGAUAACAAGAUUUUGCCAGCUGAUGGAACUGCAUUCGAUGCGAAAACACAAAAUCAAGAAGACUUCACAAAUCUUCGUGGAGAUCGUUAUGAGAGAAGAAUUCCAACGGAUAACAAGAUUUUGCCAGCUGAUGGAACUGCAUUCGAUGCGAAAACACAAAAUCAAGAAGACUUCACAAAUCUUCGUGGAGAUCGUUAUGAGCGAAGAAUUCCAACGGAUAACAAGAUUUUGCCAGCUGAUGGAACUGCAUUCGAUGCGAAAACACAAAAUCAAGAAGACUUCACAAAUCUUCGUGGAGAUCGUUAUGAGCGAAGAAUUCCAACGGAUAACAAGAUUUUGCCAGCUGAUGGAACUGCAUUCGAUGCGAAAACACAAAAUCAAGAAGACUUCACAAAUCUUCGUGGAGAUCGUUAUGAGCGAAGAAUUCCAACGGAUAACAAGAUUUUGCCAGCUGAUGGAACUGCAUUCGAUGCGAAAACACAAAAUCAAGAAGACUUCACAAAUCUUCGUGGAGAUCGUUAUGAGAGAAGAAUUCCAACGGAUAACAAGAUUUUGCCAGCUGAUGGAACUGCAUUCGAUGCGAAAACACAAAAUCAAGAAGACUUCACAAAUCUUCGUGGAGAUCGUUAUGAGCGAAGAAUUCCAACGGAUAACAAGAUUUUGCCAGCUGAUGGAACUGCAUUCGAUGCGAAAACACAAAAUCAAGAAGACUUCACAAAUCUUCGUGGAGAUCGUUAUGAGAGAAGAAUUCCAACGGAUAACAAGAUUUUGCCAGCUGAUGGAACUGCAUUCGAUGCGAAAACACAAAAUCAAGAAGACUUCACAAAUCUUCGUGGAGAUCGUUAUGAGCGAAGAAUUCCAACGGAUAACAAGAUUUUGCCAGCUGAUGGAACUGCAUUCGAUGCGAAAACACAAAAUCAAGAAGACUUCACAAAUCUUCGUGGAGAUCGUUAUGAGCGAAGAAUUCCAACGGAUAACAAGAUUUUGCCAGCUGAUGGAACUGCAUUCGAUGCGAAAACACAAAAUCAAGAAGACUUCACAAAUCUUCGUGGAGAUCGUUAUGAGCGAAGAAUUCCAACGGAUAACAAGAUUUUGCCAGCUGAUGGAACUGCAUUCGAUGCGAAAACACAAAAUCAAGAAGACUUCACAAAUCUUCGUGGAGAUCGUUAUGAGAGAAGAAUUCCAACGGAUAACAAGAUUUUGCCAGCUGAUGGAACUGCAUUCGAUGCGAAAACACAAAAUCAAGAAGACUUCACAAAUCUUCGUGGAGAUCGUUAUGAGCGAAGAAUUCCAACGGAUAACAAGAUUUUGCCAGCUGAUGGAACUGCAUUCGAUGCGAAAACACAAAAUCAAGAAGACUUCACAAAUCUUCGUGGAGAUCGUUAUGAGAGAAGAAUUCCUACGGAUAACAAGAUUUUGCCAGCUGAUGGAACUGCAUUCGAUGCGAAAACACAAAAUCAAGAAGACUUCACAAAUCUUCGUGGAGAUCGUUAUGAGAGAAGAAUUCCAACGGAUAACAAGAUUUUGCCAGCUGAUGGAACUGCAUUCGAUGCGAAAACACAAAAUCAAGAAGACUUCACAAAUCUUCGUGGAGAUCGUUAUGAGCGAAGAAUUCCAACGGAUAACAAGAUUUUGCCAGCUGAUGGAACUGCAUUCGAUGCGAAAACACAAAAUCAAGAAGACUUCACAAAUCUUCGUGGAGAUCGUUAUGAGAGAAGAAUUCCUACGGAUAACAAGAUUUUGCCAGCUGAUGGAACUGUAUUCGAUGCGAAAACACAAAAUCAAGAAGACUUCACAAAUCUUCGUGGAGAUCGUUAUGAGCGAAGAAUUCCAACGGAUAACAAGAUUUUGCCAGCUGAUGGAACUGCAUUCGAUGCGAAAACACAAAAUCAAGAAGACUUCACAAAUCUUCGUGGAGAUCGUUAUGAGCGAAGAAUUCCAACGGAUAACAAGAUUUUGCCAGCUGAUGGAACUGCAUUCGAUGCGAAAACACAAAAUCAAGAAGACUUCACAAAUCUUCGUGGAGAUCGUUAUGAGAGAAGAAUUCCUACGGAUAACAAGAUUUUGCCAGCUGAUGGAACUGCAUUCGAUGCGAAAACACAAAAUCAAGAAGACUUCACAAAUCUUCGUGGAGAUCGUUAUGAGAGAAGAAUUCCUACGGAUAACAAGAUUUUGCCAGCUGAUGGAACUGUAUUCGAUGCGAAAACACAAAAUCAAGAAGACUUCACAAAUCUUCGUGGAGAUCGUUAUGAGAGAAGAAUUCCUACUGAUAACAAGAUUUUGCCAGCUGAUGGAACUGCAUUCGAUGCGAAAACACAAAAUCAAGAAGACUUCACAAAUCUUCGUGGAGAUCGUUAUGAGAGAAGAAUUCCUACGGAUAACAAGAUUUUGCCAGCUGAUGGAACUGUAUUCGAUGCGAAAACACAAAAUCAAGAAGACUUCACAAAUCUUCGUGGAGAUCGUUAUGAGAGAAGAAUUCCUACUGAUAACAAGAUUUUGCCAGCUGAUGGAACUGCAUUCGAUGCGAAAACACAAAAUCAAGAAGACUUCACAAAUCUUCGUGGAGAUCGUUAUGAGAGAAGAAUUCCUACGGAUAACAAGAUUUUGCCAGCUGAUGGAACUGUAUUCGAUGCGAAAACACAAAAUCAAGAAGACUUCACAAAUCUUCGUGGAGAUCGUUAUGAGAGAAGAAUUCCUACUGAUAACAAGAUUUUGCCAGCUGAUGGAACUGCAUUCGAUGCGAAAACACAAAAUCAAGAAGACUUCACAAAUCUUCGUGGAGAUCGUUAUGAGAGAAGAAUUCCUACGGAUAACAAGAUUUUGCCAGCUGAUGGAACUGCAUUCGAUGCAAAAACACAAAAUCAAGAAGACUUCACAAAUCUUCGUGGAGAUCGUUAUGAGAGAAGAAUUCCUACUGAUAACAAGAUUUUGCCAGCUGAUGGAACUGCAUUCGAUGCGAAAACACAAAAUCAAGAAGACUUCACAAAUCUUCGUGGAGAUCGUUAUGAGAGAAGAAUUCCUACGGAUAACAAGAUUUUGCCAGCUGAUGGAACUGCAUUCGAUGCGAAAACACAAAAUCAAGAAGACUUCACAAAUCUUCGUGGAGAUCGUUAUGAGAGAAGAAUUCCUACUGAUAACAAGAUUUUGCCAGCUGAUGGAACUGUAUUCGAUGCGAAAACACAAAAUCAAGAAGACUUCACAAAUCUUCGUGGAGAUCGUUAUGAGAGAAGAAUUCCUACUGAUAACAAGAUUUUGCCAGCUGAUGGAACUGCAUUCGAUGCGAAAACACAAAAUCAAGAAGACUUCACAAAUCUUCGUGGAGAUCGUUAUGAGAGAAGAAUUCCUACGGAUAACAAGAUUUUGCCAGCUGAUGGAACUGUAUUCGAUGCGAAAACACAAAAUCAAGAAGACUUCACAAAUCUUCGUGGAGAUCGUUAUGAGAGAAGAAUUCCAACGGAUAACAAGAUUUUGCCAGCUGAUGGAACUGCAUUCGAUGCGAAAACACAAAAUCAAGAAGACUUCACAAAUCUUCGUGGAGAUCGUUAUGAGAGAAGAAUUCCUACUGAUAACAAGAUUUUGCCAGCUGAUGGAACUGUAUUCGAUGCGAAAACACAAAAUCAAGAAGACUUCACAAAUCUUCGUGGAGAUCGUUAUGAGAGAAGAAUUCCUACGGAUAACAAGAUUUUGCCAGCUGAUGGAACUGCAUUCGAUGCGAAAACACAAAAUCAAGAAGACUUCACAAAUCUUCGUGGAGAUCGUUAUGAGAGAAGAAUUCCUACUGAUAACAAGAUUUUGCCAGCUGAUGGAACUGCAUUCGAUGCGAAAACACAAAAUCAAGAAGACUUCACAAAUCUUCGUGGAGAUCGUUAUGAGAGAAGAAUUCCUACUGAUAACAAGAUUUUGCCAGCUGAUGGAACUGCAUUCGAUGCGAAAACACAAAAUCAAGAAGACUUCACAAAUCUUCGUGGAGAUCGUUAUGAGAGAAGAAUUCCUACUGAUAACAAGAUUUUGCCAGCUGAUGGAACUGCAUUCGAUGCGAAAACACAAAAUCAAGAAGACUUCACAAAUCUUCGUGGAGAUCGUUAUGAGCGAAGAAUUCCAACGGAUAACAAGAUUUUGCCAGCUGAUGGAACUGCAUUCGAUGCGAAAACACAAAAUCAAGAAGACUUCACAAAUCUUCGUGGAGAUCGUUAUGAGAGAAGAAUUCCUACGGAUAACAAGAUUUUGCCAGCUGAUGGAACUGUAUUCGAUGCGAAAACACAAAAUCAAGAAGACUUCACAAAUCUUCGUGGAGAUCGUUAUGAGCGAAGAAUUCCAACGGAUAACAAGAUUUUGCCAGCUGAUGGAACUGCAUUCGAUGCGAAAACACAAAAUCAAGAAGACUUCACAAAUCUUCGUGGAGAUCGUUAUGAGAGAAGAAUUCCAACGGAUAACAAGAUUUUGCCAGCUGAUGGAACUGCAUUCGAUGCGAAAACACAAAAUCAAGAAGACUUCACAAAUCUUCGUGGAGAUCGUUAUGAGAGAAGAAUUCCUACGGAUAACAAGAUUUUGCCAGCUGAUGGAACUGCAUUCGAUGCAAAAACACAAAAUCAAGAAGACUUCACAAAUCUUCGUGGAGAUCGUUAUGAGAGAAGAAUUCCAACGGAUAACAAGAUUUUGCCAGCUGAUGGAACUGCAUUCGAUGCGAAAACACAAAAUCAAGAAGACUUCACAAAUCUUCGUGGAGAUCGUUAUGAGCGAAGAAUUCCAACGGAUAACAAGAUUUUGCCAGCUGAUGGAACUGCAUUCGAUGCGAAAACACAAAAUCAAGAAGACUUCACAAAUCUUCGUGGAGAUCGUUAUGAGAGAAGAAUUCCUACGGAUAACAAGAUUUUGCCAGCUGAUGGAACUGUAUUCGAUGCGAAAACACAAAAUCAAGAAGACUUCACAAAUCUUCGUGGAGAUCGUUAUGAGAGAAGAAUUCCUACGGAUAACAAGAUUUUGCCAGCUGAUGGAACUGCAUUCGAUGCGAAAACACAAAAUCAAGAAGACUUCACAAAUCUUCGUGGAGAUCGUUAUGAGAGAAGAAUUCCUACUGAUAACAAGAUUUUGCCAGCUGAUGGAACUGUAUUCGAUGCGAAAACACAAAAUCAAGAAGACUUCACAAAUCUUCGUGGAGAUCGUUAUGAGAGAAGAAUUCCUACGGAUAACAAGAUUUUGCCAGCUGAUGGAACUGUAUUCGAUGCGAAAACACAAAAUCAAGAAGACUUCACAAAUCUUCGUGGAGAUCGUUAUGAGAGAAGAAUUCCUACUGAUAACAAGAUUUUGCCAGCUGAUGGAACUGUAUUCGAUGCGAAAACACAAAAUCAAGAAGACUUCACAAAUCUUCGUGGAGAUCGUUAUGAGAGAAGAAUUCCUACGGAUAACAAGAUUUUGCCAGCUGAUGGAACUGUAUUCGAUGCGAAAACACAAAAUCAAGAAGACUUCACAAAUCUUCGUGGAGAUCGUUAUGAGAGAAGAAUUCCUACUGAUAACAAGAUUUUGCCAGCUGAUGGAACUGCAUUCGAUGCAAAAACACAAAAUCAAGAAGACUUCACAAAUCUUCGUGGAGAUCGUUAUGAGCGAAGAAUUCCAACGGAUAACAAGAUUUUGCCAGCUGAUGGAACUGCAUUCGAUGCGAAAACACAAAAUCAAGAAGACUUCACAAAUCUUCGUGGAGAUCGUUAUGAGAGAAGAAUUCCUACUGAUAACAAGAUUUUGCCAGCUGAUGGAACUGCAUUCGAUGCGAAAACACAAAAUCAAGAAGACUUCACAAAUCUUCGUGGAGAUCGUUAUGAGAGAAGAAUUCCUACUGAUAACAAGAUUUUGCCAGCUGAUGGAACUGCAUUCGAUGCAAAAACACAAAAUCAAGAAGACUUCACAAAUCUUCGUGGAGAUCGUUAUGAGAGAAGAAUUCCUACGGAUAACAAGAUACUGCCAGCUGAUGGAACUGCAUUCGAUGCGAAAACACAAAAUCAAGAAGACUUCACAAAUCUUCGUGGAGAUCGUUAUGAGAGAAGAAUUCCUACGGAUAACAAGAUUUUGCCAGCUGAUGGAACUGCAUUCGAUGCGAAAACACAAAAUCAAGAAGACUUCACAAAUCUUCGUGGAGAUCGUUAUGAGAGAAGAAUUCCUACGGAUAACAAGAUUUUGCCAGCUGAUGGAACUGCAUUCGAUGCGAAAACACAAAAUCAAGAAGACUUCACAAAUCUUCGUGGAGAUCGUUAUGAGCGAAGAAUUCCAACGGAUAACAAGAUUUUGCCAGCUGAUGGAACUGCAUUCGAUGCGAAAACACAAAAUCAAGAAGACUUCACAAAUCUUCGUGGAGAUCGUUAUGAGAGAAGAAUUCCUACUGAUAACAAGAUUUUGCCAGCUGAUGGAACUGCAUUCGAUGCGAAAACACAAAAUCAAGAAGACUUCACAAAUCUUCGUGGAGAUCGUUAUGAGAGAAGAAUUCCAACGGAUAACAAGAUUUUGCCAGCUGAUGGAACUGCAUUCGAUGCGAAAACACAAAAUCAAGAAGACUUCACAAAUCUUCGUGGAGAUCGUUAUGAGAGAAGAAUUCCUACUGAUAACAAGAUUUUGCCAGCUGAUGGAACUGCAUUCGAUGCGAAAACACAAAAUCAAGAAGACUUCACAAAUCUUCGUGGAGAUCGUUAUGAGAGAAGAAUUCCUACUGAUAACAAGAUUUUGCCAGCUGAUGGAACUGCAUUCGAUGCGAAAACACAAAAUCAAGAAGACUUCACAAAUCUUCGUGGAGAUCGUUAUGAGAGAAGAAUUCCUACUGAUAACAAGAUUUUGCCAGCUGAUGGAACUGCAUUCGAUGCAAAAACACAAAAUCAAGAAGACUUCACAAAUCUUCGUGGAGAUCGUUAUGAGAGAAGAAUUCCUACGGAUAACAAGAUUUUGCCAGCUGAUGGAACUGCAUUCGAUGCAAAAACACAAAAUCAAGAAGACUUCACAAAUCUUCGUGGAGAUCGUUAUGAGAGAAGAAUUCCUACUGAUAACAAGAUUUUGCCAGCUGAUGGAACUGCAUUCGAUGCGAAAACACAAAAUCAAGAAGACUUCACAAAUCUUCGUGGAGAUCGUUAUGAGAGAAGAAUUCCUACGGAUAACAAGAUUUUGCCAGCUGAUGGAACUGCAUUCGAUGCGAAAACACAAAAUCAAGAAGACUUCACAAAUCUUCGUGGAGAUCGUUAUGAGAGAAGAAUUCCUACGGAUAACAAGAUUUUGCCAGCUGAUGGAACUGCAUUCGAUGCGAAAACACAAAAUCAAGAAGACUUCACAAAUCUUCGUGGAGAUCGUUAUGAGAGAAGAAUUCCUACGGAUAACAAGAUUUUGCCAGCUGAUGGAACUGCAUUCGAUGCGAAAACACAAAAUCAAGAAGACUUCACAAAUCUUCGUGGAGAUCGUUAUGAGAGAAGAAUUCCUACGGAUAACAAGAUUUUGCCAGCUGAUGGAACUGCAUUCGAUGCGAAAACACAAAAUCAAGAAGACUUCACAAAUCUUCGUGGAGAUCGUUAUGAGCGAAGAAUUCCAACGGAUAACAAGAUUUUGCCAGCUGAUGGAACUGCAUUCGAUGCGAAAACACAAAAUCAAGAAGACUUCACAAAUCUUCGUGGAGAUCGUUAUGAGAGAAGAAUUCCUACUGAUAACAAGAUUUUGCCAGCUGAUGGAACUGCAUUCGAUGCGAAAACACAAAAUCAAGAAGACUUCACAAAUCUUCGUGGAGAUCGUUAUGAGAGAAGAAUUCCUACUGAUAACAAGAUUUUGCCAGCUGAUGGAACUGCAUUCGAUGCGAAAACACAAAAUCAAGAAGACUUCACAAAUCUUCGUGGAGAUCGUUAUGAGAGAAGAAUUCCUACUGAUAACAAGAUUUUGCCAGCUGAUGGAACUGCAUUCGAUGCAAAAACACAAAAUCAAGAAGACUUCACAAAUCUUCGUGGAGAUCGUUAUGAGAGAAGAAUUCCUACGGAUAACAAGAUUUUGCCAGCUGAUGGAACUGCAUUCGAUGCAAAAACACAAAAUCAAGAAGACUUCACAAAUCUUCGUGGAGAUCGUUAUGAGAGAAGAAUUCCUACUGAUAACAAGAUUUUGCCAGCUGAUGGAACUGCAUUCGAUGCGAAAACACAAAAUCAAGAAGACUUCACAAAUCUUCGUGGAGAUCGUUAUGAGAGAAGAAUUCCUACGGAUAACAAGAUUUUGCCAGCUGAUGGAACUGCAUUCGAUGCGAAAACACAAAAUCAAGAAGACUUCACAAAUCUUCGUGGAGAUCGUUAUGAGAGAAGAAUUCCUACGGAUAACAAGAUUUUGCCAGCUGAUGGAACUGCAUUCGAUGCGAAAACACAAAAUCAAGAAGACUUCACAAAUCUUCGUGGAGAUCGUUAUGAGCGAAGAAUUCCUACUGAUAACAAGAUUUUGCCAGCUGAUGGAACUGCAUUCGAUGCGAAAACACAAAAUCAAGAAGACUUCACAAAUCUUCGUGGAGAUCGUUAUGAGAGAAGAAUUCCUACGGAUAACAAGAUUUUGCCAGCUGAUGGAACUGCAUUCGAUGCGAAAACACAAAAUCAAGAAGACUUCACAAAUCUUCGUGGAGAUCGUUAUGAGCGAAGAAUUCCUACUGAUAACAAGAUUUUGCCAGCUGAUGGAACUGCAUUCGAUGCGAAAACACAAAAUCAAGAAGACUUCACAAAUCUUCGUGGAGAUCGUUAUGAGCGAAGAAUUCCUACUGAUAACAAGAUUUUGCCAGCUGAUGGAACUGCAUUCGAUGCGAAAACACAAAAUCAAGAAGACUUCACAAAUCUUCGUGGAGAUCGUUAUGAAAGAAGAAUUCCAACGGAUAACAAGAUUUUGCCAGCUGAUGGAACUGCAUUCGAUGCGAAAACACAAAAUCAAGAAGACUUCACAAAUCUUCGUGGAGAUCGUUAUGAAAGAAGAAUUCCAACGGAUAACAAGAUUUUGCCAGCUGAUGGAACUGCAUUCGAUGCGAAAACACAAAAUCAAGAAGACUUCACAAAUCUUCGUGGAGAUCGUUAUGAGAGAAGAAUUCCUACGGAUAACAAGAUUUUGCCAGCUGAUGGAACUGCAUUCGAUGCGAAAACACAAAAUCAAGAAGACUUCACAAAUCUUCGUGGAGAUCGUUAUGAAAGAAGAAUUCCAACGGAUAACAAGAUUUUGCCAGCUGAUGGAACUGCAUUCGAUGCGAAAACACAAAAUCAAGAAGACUUCACAAAUCUUCGUGGAGAUCGUUAUGAAAGAAGAAUUCCAACGGAUAACAAGAUUUUGCCAGCUGAUGGAACUGCAUUCGAUGCGAAAACACAAAAUCAAGAAGACUUCACAAAUCUUCGUGGAGAUCGUUAUGAGAGAAGAAUUCCAACGGAUAACAAGAUUUUGCCAGCUGAUGGAACUGCAUUCGAUGCGAAAACACAAAAUCAAGAAGACUUCACAAAUCUUCGUGGAGAUCGUUAUGAGAGAAGAAUUCCUACUGAUAACAAGAUUUUGCCAGCUGAUGGAACUGCAUUCGAUGCGAAAACACAAAAUCAAGAAGACUUCACAAAUCUUCGUGGAGAUCGUUAUGAGAGAAGAAUUCCUACGGAUAACAAGAUUUUGCCAGCUGAUGGAACUGUAUUCGAUGCGAAAACACAAAAUCAAGAAGACUUCACAAAUCUUCGUGGAGAUCGUUAUGAAAGAAGAAUUCCUACUGAUAACAAGAUUUUGCCAGCUGAUGGAACUGCAUUCGAUGCGAAAACACAAAAUCAAGAAGACUUCACAAAUCUUCGUGGAGAUCGUUAUGAGAGAAGAAUUCCUACGGAUAACAAGAUUUUGCCAGCUGAUGGAACUGCAUUCGAUGCGAAAACACAAAAUCAAGAAGACUUCACAAAUCUUCGUGGAGAUCGUUAUGAAAGAAGAAUUCCUACUGAUAACAAGAUUUUGCCAGCUGAUGGAACUGCAUUCGAUGCGAAAACACAAAAUCAAGAAGACUUCACAAAUCUUCGUGGAGAUCGUUAUGAAAGAAGAAUUCCUACUGAUAACAAGAUUUUGCCAGCUGAUGGAACUGUAUUCGAUGCGAAAACACAAAAUCAAGAAGACUUCACAAAUCUUCGUGGAGAUCGUUAUGAAAGAAGAAUUCCUACUGAUAACAAGAUUUUGCCAGCUGAUGGAACUGUAUUCGAUGCGAAAACACAAAAUCAAGAAGACUUCACAAAUCUUCGUGGAGAUCGUUAUGAGCGAAGAAUUCCUACUGAUAACAAGAUUUUGCCAGCUGAUGGAACUGCAUUCGAUGCGAAAACACAAAAUCAAGAAGACUUCACAAAUCUUCGUGGAGAUCGUUAUGAAAGAAGAAUUCCUACUGAUAACAAGAUUUUGCCAGCUGAUGGAACUGCAUUCGAUGCGAAAACACAAAAUCAAGAAGACUUCACAAAUCUUCGUGGAGAUCGUUAUGAGAGAAGAAUUCCUACGGAUAACAAGAUUUUGCCAGCUGAUGGAACUGCAUUCGAUGCGAAAACACAAAAUCAAGAAGACUUCACAAAUCUUCGUGGAGAUCGUUAUGAGCGAAGAAUUCCUACUGAUAACAAGAUUUUGCCAGCUGAUGGAACUGCAUUCGAUGCGAAAACACAAAAUCAAGAAGACUUCACAAAUCUUCGUGGAGAUCGUUAUGAGCGAAGAAUUCCUACUGAUAACAAGAUUUUGCCAGCUGAUGGAACUGCAUUCGAUGCGAAAACACAAAAUCAAGAAGACUUCACAAAUCUUCGUGGAGAUCGUUAUGAGAGAAGAAUUCCAACGGAUAACAAGAUUUUGCCAGCUGAUGGAACUGCAUUCGAUGCGAAAACACAAAAUCAAGAAGACUUCACAAAUCUUCGUGGAGAUCGUUAUGAGAGAAGAAUUCCUACUGAUAACAAGAUUUUGCCAGCUGAUGGAACUGCAUUCGAUGCGAAAACACAAAAUCAAGAAGACUUCACAAAUCUUCGUGGAGAUCGUUAUGAGAGCAGAAUUCCUACGGAUAACAAGAUUUUGCCAGCUGAUGGAACUGUAUUCGAUGCGAAAACACAAAAUCAAGAAGACUUCACAAAUCUUCGUGGAGAUCGUUAUGAGAGAAGAAUUCCUACGGAUAACAAGAUUUUGCCAGCUGAUGGAACUGCAUUCGAUGCGAAAACACAAAAUCAAGAAGACUUCACAAAUCUUCGUGGAGAUCGUUAUGAGCGAAGAAUUCCUACUGAUAACAAGAUUUUGCCAGCUGAUGGAACUGCAUUCGAUGCGAAAACACAAAAUCAAGAAGACUUCACAAAUCUUCGUGGAGAUCGUUAUGAAAGAAGAAUUCCAACGGAUAACAAGAUUUUGCCAGCUGAUGGAACUGCAUUCGAUGCAAAAACACAAAAUCAAGAAGACUUCACAAAUCUUCGUGGAGAUCGUUAUGAGAGAAGAAUUCAUACUGAUAACAAGAUUUUGCCAGCUGAUGGAACUGCUUUCGAUGCCAAAACACAAAAUCAAAUCGAUUUCAAAUACAAUGGUGAUUUUGUGAGAAACCGAACGGUUUCAAAAGUUCAAUUUGCUGGUAGUCAGUUUCAAUCUAUUCCUAUCAAAAAGAAGAAAACGUCUUCAGCUGUUCCAAAAGCAAACAUCCGUAGUUCAAAAUACGAAAUCAUGGAAGAAGUUUGUAUUCUUUGUUAAGUUUCAUCUUUGAAAUGAUUUUAUUUUUCAGGAAUCAAGUUCGUGUUAUACAAUCGAAGAAGAUCCCGAACAAAGUAGCUAUGAAAUUGUGCGUUGAUGAACUUCAUACCAAAAUCUAUCAUUUUGAAAACAUUAUAAUUUUUGUUUCAGGAAUAUCAAUAUCGACCGGUGCGAUGUAUUGCUGGUGAGCUUAUAGAAUCAAUACAACGAAAUCACUCGGCAACCGAGCAUUUCAAAUUCAAUACGUGUGACAAAGGACAUCAUUUUUACGACCAUAAAGCACAUCUAUAAUUAACUUUACUAUUUUUCUAAAAUAAAAUAAAAUUUUAUGUCAUGUAUGGAUAAUUUCUGGGUUUCAUUGUCAAAUUUUUAUUUUCCUAUCAAAAUCCAAUUUUUUGUUUCCAUAGAGAUAUGCGUUUCUAACUUAACUUCACCUCUCUUUUUCUCUAACUCGUUUUUCUUUUCCUUUUUUCGUGCAUUUUUUCUUACCCUUACUCCAUCUUUUUCUCUUCUAGCUCUUUUCCAUUUUUUUCUUCGUUCUUCUCUUAUUCUUUCCGAUUUUUCUUCGUCCUUUUCUCGUUUUUUGAAUUAAGUGAUACAUAUUUGGAACCGGAUUAGUGAGCCUUUUCAUUAAAGGAUCAUAUAUCCUUCUGGGUGUUUUCUGAUCUCGAAAAAAUAUGAUUCUAUUUUCAGACAGAGUGAUGAAGAAACGAUAUUCAGAUAAUGAUGAGGUAUGUUUUUUUAAUUGAAAACAUUUUCUAGUUAUUUUUUUUAUUAUAGCCAAGAGAAUCGCGUCGCGAGCGUCUCAUGCGUGAAAGACAAAACUUGGUCGAGUUUGCAAACAGCAAAGUGAGUUUUUCUAAAAAAAAAAAUUCGAAAAAAAUGGUUUUGAUGAUAUUUAAAAUUUUUAGUUUUGGUGUAGCACAAAUCAGAAAACUCGAAUCAACUCGAAAAAUUGAAAAUUUGUUUCUGAAGCUUUAUGAUACUUAUGAAAAAGAUUCCAGAAAAAAAUGCUGGGUUUGCCCCAGAAAAUUUUCACAGGUCUUCAGUACAACAUUUAUCUUUGAGCCUCAAAUGCAUUCUCGAAAAUAGAUAAAGUUCAAAAGUUAUUCUCAUCUCUAAUUAACUUGAAAAAGUUAUCCAACUGAAAACGUAUGGUUUAUGAUAAGAUUCAGUCUUUCGUCAGAUCAAAGUUUACUUUUUUGUGUCAUGUCAGAAAAACAUGCUAUUUUUUGAUUCCAAGAAAAAUUGAAUUUUCUUCUGGGAACCUGUCCAUCAAAUUGAAACAAAAACCCGAAAUCAAAAAAUUUGUCAAUCAAAAAUACAAUUUCAGAUUUUCCCCUUCUUCCAUUCUUUUCAAAAAUGACGUUUCAUUCAAUUUCCCAUCCAAUUUUUCAUUCAAUUUAUUCAUCCAUCAGAUUUUUCUCAUUUCAUUUUUAUUUCAUUUUUCAUAUGGACUGAGUGAGCGCCGAGUGCAAACUAUUUUUGGAACUCUUCUUUAAUUUUAUUUUAAUUGUGCCUUCACAUCAGCUCAAACUUUGGAACUUGAACGAAAAUGAACAAAAAAAAAGAGCAAAUAAAUUAAAUAAAGUUAAUGGAACUCAGAAAACAUCAAUUUAUUUUUCAGACUUGCAUGGUUUUGCUAACAAUUUUGAGUCUGGUGAUAUUCAUCAUAAUUUCGAGUCUACUUCCAGAUGAUUUAGGAAGAAAAGAUGAGGAUUACGGGUAUACAUUACCAUUUGAUUAUAUGCCAAAUGAACCAGAAAAUUAA